Molecule: messenger RNA, 2487 nt
Organism: Phalaenopsis equestris
Lineage: Eukaryota; Viridiplantae; Streptophyta; Magnoliopsida; Asparagales; Orchidaceae
Product: putative chloride channel-like protein CLC-g
Exons: 7
Coding region: 154-2469 (771 amino acids)
Biological process (GO): transmembrane transport; chloride transport
Cellular component (GO): plant-type vacuole membrane; intracellular membrane-bounded organelle
Molecular function (GO): voltage-gated chloride channel activity
Source: RefSeq, a predicted model, not a curated record
CUCGUUCUCCUGCCCCCAUUUCCGUUUUCUAUUACGAGCGGAAAAGCUCCAUUCAACUUCUCCACCUCGCAUCAACUUUAACUCGAUUCUUGCAGGAAGCAGACAGAUAAAAAGGAAUCUCCGCCGUACUUCUCCGAUCCCGUGGCGCUGUUCAUGGCGAUCAAGGAUGCCGCCGGCGAGGAAGAGCCCCUCCUCCGCGCCGCCUCUAAGUCUUUCUCGCAGCUCGCACUAGUCGGCUCCAGUGUUUCCCCCAUCGAAAGCCUAGACUACGAGAUUGUGGAGAACGAGCUUCUAAAUCAUGAUUGGAGAGUGCGAGGUGGGCGGGCCGAGUUGUUCCAAUACGUGAUUCUCAAAUGGACCCUUUGCUUCCUCGUCGGCGUAUUAUCCGGUUGCGUCGGUUUCUUCAACAAUCUUGCCAUCGAGAACAUCGCUGGAAUCAAGUUCGUCGUCACCUCCAACCUGAUGCUUGCAAACAAGUAUUUUUGGGCCUUUGGGGUUUUUGCUUCAGCUAAUUUCGUGCUGACGAUGUUUGCGGCGGUCAUCACUGCUUACUUCGCUCCAGCGGCGGCCGGAUCUGGAAUACCGGAAGUGAAGUCUUAUUUGAAUGGCAUUGAUGCGCCUGAGAUAUUCUCUUUCAGAACUCUUGUCGUCAAGAUUGUUGGUAGCAUCAAUGCUGUAUCAGCCUCACUCCAUGUGGGUAGAGCCGGCCCAAUGCUGCACACAACAGCAUGCAUUGCUUCUUUGUUGGGCCAAGGGGGCUCGCAAAAAUACGGUUUAACUUGCCGGUGGCUUAGAUACUUCAAGAACGAUAGAGACAGGAGAGAUAUAGUGACAUGUGGAGCUGGAGCCGGGAUCGCCGCUGCCUUUCGUGCCCCAAUUGGCGGAGUAAUCUUUGUUCUUGAAUCAGUAACAACAUGGUGGAGGUCUACACUUCUUUGGAGGGCAUUUUUCACAACAGCUGUUGUUGCCGUUGUGCUAAGGGCUUUUGUAGAUCUCUGCAAAAGUGGAAAGUGUGGCUUAUUUGGAAAGGGAGGACUUAUAAUGUUCGAUGUAACUGCAGAUAACGUCGUCUACCAUUUAUCAGACUUACCUCCUGUGAUUGUUCUCGGAGUUGUAGGCGGCGUACUUGGAAGUUUUUACAAUUUUCUCUUACACAAGGUUCUUCGAAUUUACACAGUCGUCAACGAGAAAGGCCGAGCGUAUAAGUUGCUCCUUGCGGCAUGUGUCUCCAUUUUUACAUCUUGUUGUCUGUUUGGAAUUCCAUGGCUGGCAUCCUGUGCACCAUGCCCGGGCGGCAUAUCCGAAGCUUGCCCGUCCAUAGGAAGAUCGGGCAACUUCAAAAAGUUUCAGUGCGCUCCCGAUCACUACAACGAUCUCGCUAGCUUAUUCUUCAACACCAACGACGACGCUAUACGCAAUCUCUACAGUGCGGGCACAGACAGGGCCUUCAACAAGUUUUCCAUCAUUCUGUUCUUCGUUACUUCCUAUUUCCUCGGAAUCUUCAGCUAUGGCGUCGUGGUUCCUUCUGGUCUUUUCAUUCCCGUCAUCUUAACCGGCGCAACUUACGGCCGUCUAAUCGGAAUGAUGAUGGGCUCUAAAUCUUCGCUAGAUGAUGGCCUCUUUGCAGUGCUCGGCUCUGCUUCAUUGCUCGGCGGAUCGAUGAGGAUGACUGUAUCCGUAUGCGUCAUCCUCCUCGAACUGACGAACAAUCUCCUUCUGCUUCCUCUGGUGAUGUUAGUCGUCCUCAUAUCGAAAACCGUGGCCGACUGUUUCAAUAGUAACAUCUACGACACCCUCGUCAAGCUAAAAGGCUUCCCUUUUCUUCAAGGAUAUGCAGAGCCAUACAUGAGACAGCUUACUGUUGGAGAUGUGGUCACAGGUCCCUUGUUUGUCCUUAAUGGCGUCGAAAAGGUCGGUAAUGUGGUUCAUAUCUUGAAGACGACUGGUCACAAUGGGUUUCCUGUGAUAGAUGAACCGCCAUCUUCAGAGAUUCCUGUGCUCUAUGGCCUGAUUCUUCGUUCUCACCUUCUGGUUCUGCUGAAAAAAAAGUGUUUUUUGCGGUCGCAGUUUUCUGUUGAAGCUAAGCAUGAAUCGAAGCAGUUAAAAGCUGAGGAUUUUGCCAAACGUGGCUCGGUUAAGCGUGAAACUAUAAACGAUAUUUUAUUUACAGCUGAAGAGAUGGAAAUGUUCAUCGAUUUGCAUCCAUUUACGAAUACUUCACCGUAUACUGUUGUGGAAACCAUGUCCCUUGCGAAAGCUCAUAUUCUCUUCCGUGAAGUUGGUCUCAGACACCUUCUGGUUAUUCCAAAGUUGCCUUCUAGAGCACCUGUGGUGGGAAUAUUGACAAGGCAUGAUUUCAUGUUUGACAAUGUAAUUGGAUUGCAUCCAUCUCUUGUUGCUGGAAAGGAUAAGCUUUUUCAUUUCAGGAAAUCUGCUGUGAUUAAAAUGUUUAGGGGACUCCAGUGUUGAUUAAUUUUGAUUCAAGUU